Molecule: messenger RNA, 2311 nt
Organism: Papilio xuthus (Asian swallowtail)
Lineage: Eukaryota; Metazoa; Arthropoda; Insecta; Lepidoptera; Papilionidae
Product: guanylate kinase
Exons: 5
Coding region: 200-814 (204 amino acids)
Biological process (GO): purine nucleotide metabolic process
Cellular component (GO): cytosol
Molecular function (GO): GMP kinase activity
Source: RefSeq, a predicted model, not a curated record
AAGUUGUCAUUGUCACUUGUGCCACUUUCCACUUCUUAAUACGAUUUGUGAAGUAGUAGUGUGCUGGAUUUCCUUUCGCGUUUGCGAGAUAAAAUCAAUAAAAGAGAAUAAAAAUUGGGCGUAUCCUGUACCCACAAGCUUACGUGUAAAGUUGGGGUAUUUAAACGUUAUCACGUUUUUCGCCAAGUUUUUUUCGAGGAUGGUUCAAAAAGGACCUCGGCCAUUGGUGCUUUGCGGCCCAUCAGGGUCAGGAAAAAGCACCCUAUUAAAACGUCUACUUAAAGAAUUCCCGGAUAAAUUUGGGUUUAGCGUUUCGCAUACAACAAGGGCUCCACGUCCGGGAGAAAAAGAUGGAGUUCACUAUCAUUUUACCAAUAAAGAUGACAUGCUUGCUGCUAUUGAAAAGGGCGAAUUCCUAGAAACAGCAACGUUUAGUGGAAAUAUGUAUGGAACAAGUAAACAAGCAGUAGAACAUGUUCGGCGAACUGGUAGGAUUUGCGUACUAGACAUUGAAAUGGAAGGGGUAAAACAAGUAAAGAAAACCGACUUGGAUCCACUUUUGGUGUUUGUAAUGCCACCCUCUAUUGAAGAACUUGAGAGACGACUGCGUGCACGGAAUACAGAACAAGAAGAUGCAUUGAAAAAGAGAUUGGAGACAGCCAGACGCGAAAUUGAAUUUGGAGAACAGCCUGGGAACUUCCACAUCAUAAUUCUCAAUGAUAACUUGGAUAAAGCCUAUUCAGACCUUUGUGAAUUUAUUUCAAAAAAUGUUCCGGAAAAAGUGGAAGAACCUAAUAAUUCAAAUGAAAAUUGAAAUGGAUGAAUUUAUGGAAAAUGACAACCUACCUCUACAAAUCACAACAAGGAUGUAGAUUUUAUGUAUGUGUGUUAGAAAGUUGUUGAUGCUUUUGUUAUCGGCUUAAUAGUUUUGAUGUUGCAGACCUUGAGGAAAGAUUUUACAAAUGAAAAUGUUUUAUUAACAAUUUCUGCAGGGUACUACAAUAUAUAACAAAAGUAUUUAUUGAUACGGUCAUAUCGAUGUAUUGUAAUAAUGUAACAGUUUGUAUUCAUUUUUAUUAAACAGUGAUGAUGAUUUCAGAAGACUUAAUCCAACGAUUUUAAUGAAUUUUAUAUUAAAUUUUGGUUUUGGGUAAAUUAACUCAUUAAAUUCUUUUAUUAUUCUCAUAUAGCUACUCUAAUAAGUGUAAACUCAAUGAGAUUAUUUUGGACGCUAUUUGCAAAGGUCAAUUAAACAAUAUUGUUACGUUAUUACAAUAUAUGUACAAAAUUUAAGCGAAAGAUUAUAAAUACUUAACAAUCAUAAGUCCAUUUUAAAUAUGUAUGUUUACUAACAUCACACUUCUUUCUUGGUUGUACUUGUGACUUAGCUUGAUGAAAAUAUAUAGAAUAUUUGUAUAUUAGGUAAAUUUUUACACGAAUCACACUGACAGCUUUGAAACAUACUAAAAGUAACUUUUUUCUACCCAACAAACAUUUAUUACUUUUUCUAACGAAAAUAAAAUUAGAACAAUGUAAUUUUUAAAUAGUGAAAGUUAUAUUGGAAUUAAAUAUUCUUAGCUGUUAGGGUUGAUCAUGUAAACAUCCAGUGUAAAUAGAUGCAUGUAUAAUUUUAUGCAUGUCUUUAUUCUCAUUUACUAAUAAAGUAUGUACCUGAAGUUUUUUUUUAAAUAAUUGAAUAGUAUGUGCAAUAGUUCUUUUAUUCCAUGUAUAACUGUAAACAUAAUCAGCUUAAAAUUUUCUGUAAUUUAUCGUCAGUUAUUUUUUUUUUUAAUAAUAAUCUAUCUCGAAUACUAAAUAAAUUUUCUAGUAAUAAAACAAUUUUUAAAUAAUAUGUAGUAAUUAAUGCGAUUGAUUUUAUAUUCUUAAAAAAUCGGUACUUAUUUGGCUUUACUAAUUUAACAAAUGAUAGUUUUAAUUCGCAAUUUCAAUACACAUGAUAGAUAUUGUCGAUUUUACCUUGACGGCUCUUAACUUCGGGCGAGUCGCUGCGCAGAACACAAUGUAGGUGAUGCGGGGGAAGGGCACAGCCCUUCACAGCAAUGACCUUGAGCCGCUAAGAUAUUUGACGAUAAUUAUACCUAUACUAUUAGCUAUGCGAUUUUACCUUUAAAAGGGUCACCUGAAAAUGAAUUGCAAUAUUAUAUAGUCAUAUUAAAUGUUCAAGGCUCAUAGAACGGCAAAAGUUAAUAUUUCACAGUCCAACUGUCUUAAAAAUCAGAAAAUAUGUUUCGCUCUGCCACUCUAUUUAGUUUAAAAGACUAUAUGGGGUUUAUUAAUAAUUUAUAUAUAA